AUGGAAGAUUCCCUUCGGCCUACCGACGAUGCGUUCAAGGCAUUCUACGAACAAGGCUACCGGACUUGGUACAAGCUUAAUGGGUCGCAACUUUUCCCUCAACAUCCCGUUCUCCCUGCCGGUCUAGGUCUAGACGAUUCCGGGCUUGUAACUGCAAAGUCUACCUGGAUAGCCUCUGAAGGGCACUGCGAUAUCCCCACAUUCGAGCAGACCUUUCAAAUGGCGGUAGCAAUCGGGAAGCCAACAUCAACCAUCCUUGCAGAUAGCUCAGGUUUAACGGUCUUUGAGUGGUUUGGCAAAGACGACGGCCAUCUUGUGGUCCUGAUUUUUGCUUGGGCGUACGCAUUGUCCGCAAGGUGGGUGGAGAUCAUCCCCCGAGCGUCUCCGAUGGAAUACACCUCAAGCCAAGCACCUUGGACAGCCCACCAAGUCUCCGGUGAAGAGGCCGAAAAUGGCAGACCUAUGGUGGUUGAGCUGGGGAACGUGACUGACGAGGCAGCUCGAUGGUGGGCAGCCGUCCUUGCGCCUGGGGAGGGAAUCCAACAGCAUCCCCAUUCCCUAACUAGUUCUCUGAGCCAUACGAAUUCUCACUCAGCGACCCCGGCAUCCUUUGAAGCGGCGUUGCAUUACAUCGAGGAUUAUUCCGCACUCCACAACGCCAACACACAGAGCCGGACGGCCCUUGCCGCCUCACUACUUCUCCCCGUGGCCAAACUCGACAAUAGGAAGAUUCUCCUUCAUGCACCUCGAGGACUCUGCAAGCAAUCGGUAGAUAAACGAACACCGGAAGCUCUACUUUUCAAGGAACGUUACCAACCCCAGUUCGACCGACUCCUGACCCUAAGCGCCAACGCUCGAGGAAUGAAGGCCGUUCUAGGCAGCGUCUUUUACGAGCCUGGCAUACCAGCCAAUGCCUACGGUGCAUGGUUGCAAGGCACCAUGGCCGUGCUGCAAUCCAAAGGAGCUAAGAACCUCCACGUCUUGGCUCGCAUGUUCUUCGAUCGGAGUCCUCAUAUCUCGUAUCUCUGGCUUGGAGGGAUCAUCACAGGCGCACACAAAGACUUCCUACGGAGCAUCUCCGGCCUCCUUGGCCUGAACAGGAUCGACCUUCACGAGGCGGCCUGGACUGGUACCCUUUUGUCCUUCAUUCAGGAGCCGGUGUCUCGGUUGCAUCACGACUCGAAAUCAAUUUCACGAGCUGAUGAGUGCCGACUGAUGUUUCUGAGCCAAGAGCCACCCCGGGAAUUCCCUCCGAUAUACCCAUAUCAUCCCUUGGGAGACACGGAUAUCAAGGACACCGAUCUUGGUGUCCAUCUCCACGCACGUUGUCCAGGCAAGCACCACCUUGGGUUCUUGUCUGUCACAUGGAACUGCGUUGGGGGCAGGAAGGACAUACAAAGAACAGGACCAAUAUCAAUAGCGUCUAGGAAUCAUCACAUUGUCGACAACCUGCAGGAUGACGAGGAUACGGCCAUCGAAGUGGAUUACGGGUGGUUAGACCGAGAGAGGGAUCUUUCCGAGGGAGUCACACGUAAUCUGUUCACUUGGAUGCGAGACAUGGAUGGGUUCACUGUUGCGGAACGAGAUAUUUGCCGGCACGAAUGGAUUGACGCAUUUAAUGAUUCAGAUGACGAGAGUGUCCAUCCGGAGGGAGAUGGGGGGUCCACAGUUGGUCUAAACAUUGCUGGUCGGAUGGGAUGCUGGAUGGCAAGCACAAUAACCAGACGUAGCAACUCAGUAUAG
Molecule: messenger RNA, 1743 nt
Organism: Phialemonium atrogriseum
Lineage: Eukaryota; Fungi; Ascomycota; Sordariomycetes; Cephalothecales; Cephalothecaceae
Exons: 3
Coding region: 1-1743 (580 amino acids)
Source: RefSeq, a predicted model, not a curated record